AUGUGCGCGAAGAUAUUUUGGCGGCCAAGCGCCGUCUCACUGGACCCCAUCAGGGACGCGCAUCUAGACGGCCGUCCGCAGCGGGUAUGCGCGCAGAGGAGCCGGAGACAACGCUGGGGGCGGCUCGCUGUGCCGCAUAGGCCCGUGGUCGUGGUUCCGAAGCCAGGCGGAGGGGGGAAGCGCGCGGCGCAGCCUCGAAUCGCGGCUGCGAUCCGCAAAGAUGGACAGAGUGGCUUCGGUGUCCAGAGGGGAUUCGACGACCCCGAGUCUGCACGGCGCCACAGCGCCGCGAUGCCCGUCUUGUGGGGAGCCGUGCGGCCGUUCGGGUUGGCGCUGGGGCUGGGAUCCGCCGCGCUGGGCUCGGCCAUCUUCGGAUCCGGCGACGCCCUGGCCCUGCCGCAGGACAGGACGCCCGACGGGUUCGCGAAGGAGGCCGUGUCCGCGGCGUUUUCGGCCAAUGGCAUCCCGGAGGUGGCUGAUUCGGGCUGGACGCGCGCCAUCGAGGCCAACCCCAUGUCGGCGGACCGCUGGGCGAAUCGGGGCACCUCCAGGCUGCAGUUUGGCCAGUGGGAGGACGCCAAGAGGGACUUCGACGUGGCGCUGGCGCUGUCGGGCGAGGCCCCGCUGGAUGGGAGCAUCCUGAACAAGAGGGCAGCGGCGAGGGGGGCCAUGGGGGACUGGGAGGGCGCGAUCGAGGACCUGACCGAGGCGGUGAAGGACCCCGCCGUGAAGUCCGUGGCGCACAGCAACCUGGCCUUGGCGUUCUUCCAGGUUGGACGAGAGACAACAGCAUUGGAACAGGCCCGCUUCGUGACCAACUUCGACCCCCUCAAUCUGGAAGUGCGCUGCGCCCUUGCCGCCUUUCUUUGGUGCCGUGGGUCAGAAAAGGCUGCGAUCAAGCAGUGGGAAGAGAUGCAGGGCAAUGGGAACCAACUGGGUGCUGUCCUGUACAGCAAAGAUGGUGCGGUGCAAAGGGUUCAGGGCCGGUGGCCGCCACGAGCCACUGCUGCCCUUGUGGCAUUUUUGGACAGGAAGAAGACAGGCGUGGCCAUGGAUUUCAAUGGACAGCAACAGGUGUAUAGCUUUGCUUGA
Molecule: messenger RNA, 1092 nt
Organism: Ostreobium quekettii
Lineage: Eukaryota; Viridiplantae; Chlorophyta; Ulvophyceae; Bryopsidales; Ostreobiaceae
Source: the annotation of a GenBank genome assembly